GUCCCUGCCGGCACCGCCACCGGCACCGGCACCGCCCGCUCCGCCCCGCGCCCCUCGGGCACAGCGCCGGCCUCGCCGGCUCCCCUUCCCCGCCGCCCUCAGCGCCCCCCCCGCCGGGGUCCCCCCUCUCCCCCUCGGCCCCGGUGCCCUCAGGGCCCCGCGCGGCCCCCCCGUGCCCGGACACCGCCGCCCCCUCGGCCUCCCCCAUGGUGGGGUUCGGCGCGAACCGCCGGGGCGGCCGCCUGCCCUCUCUGGUGCUGGUGGCGCUGCUGGCCGUGAUCGCCGUGCUCGCCUUCCACUGCUGGAACGCGGCGUCCCGCCAGGCCCUGCUGCGGGAGGAGCUGGCCGAGCUGCAGAGCCAGGCCCAGCGCACCGAGGUGGCGCGGGGCCGCCUGGAGCGCCGCAACUCCGACCUGCUGGGCAAGGUGGACUCGCACAGGAAGCAGCUGGAGCAGAAGGAGGCGGACUACAGCCAGCUGAGCAGCCAGCUGCAGGCCAGGGACGGCCAGGUGAAGCGCUGCGAGGACGGCAAGAUGAAGCUGCAGAACAACAUCUCGUAUCAGAUGGCGGACAUACACCGGCUAAAGGAACAACUGGCAGAGUUACGGCAGGAGUUCAUCCGCCAGGAGGAUCAGCUGCACGAGUACAAGAAGAACAACACCUACCUUACAAGGAGGCUGGAAUAUGACAGCCUGCAGUGUGGGCAGCAGAUCAAGGAAAUGAGGCUGCAGCAUGAAGAGAACAUCAAGAAAUUAAUGGACCAGAUUGCACGGGAACAAAAGGCCACACAGAAAGUUCAGUCCAGUAAAGACACUGAAGUCAGUCCCAGCAAUGAUGGCCAGGCAGUACCUGAGACGGUGGCAGAGGAAGGUAAAGACACAGAGAAGAACGAGGAGCCUUCAGAGCAUGUUGUAAAUGACAAAGAGAAAAUCAAAGCAGGAGGAGAUGCAGGCAUGCCUGAAAUAGAAGAUAAUGACCCAGCAAAAGCUGAAGACACUCCCACUGCUUUAAAGAAGCCGCUUAUUUCAGCUCCCAAGAAUGAAGGUCAUCCACCUGUUAUGAAUCUUCCAACUGAACAGCCCCACGCUCCAAACCUGGCACCAGGUUUGCCCAGUGACAGUGAUGGAAACGCCAACGCUGCGAAGCAGAUCCCUCCAAACCCUCUCCAGCACCUGACCUUUGAAGAAAAGGUGGAAGCCCAGAAAGAGCACAAAAUUGAGACAGAACAGAUACAAAUCCCAAAGAGCCGAGUUAACGACUUGCAGAAGGUUAAGCAAAGCCGGUUCUUUGAUGAGAAUGAAUCCCCUGUGGACCCGCAGCAGGGUUCUAAACUGGCAGAUUAUAAUGGGGAUGAUGGGAACGUGGGUGAGUAUGAGGCAGACAAACAGGCUGAGCUGGCUUACAAUGAGGAAGAGGAUGGUGAUGGUGGAGAAGAAGACGUCCAAGAUGAUGAGGAGCGAGACCAGAACGACCUGGGGGACUACAAGUCCCGCUUCAGCGAUGGGGUCCUGUAGGCCUGGGGCACAGAGAGCCCAACCCAGGGACUUGAGGUGCUGCAAAACUGAACCAGUUCUACUCCAGUGUUUCCUACUUCCAAGGAAGCUGAGGAUGAAGUGCCGAGUGUGCUCAGUCAGCAGGUGAAGAGGACCCACUGUACAUAUGUACAUACUUGUACUACUGCGGGCUGUGUUAAACCAGCAUUGUCACACGGAGCCGGUUGCUCAGCCUGGUCCUUAUCUGAAAUAAUCUUUACACUUAAGCCCGGUCUAUAAACACAGGCUGAACUGUUUCUGCCAUUUACAACACUUUGGAACCUGGAGAACUUGUACAGUUUGUACCUGAUGUAACAAAGCCGCUGUGGAAGCCAUGUACAGCCAAGGACUCCUUUUCUACAGUCCCACCUGUGUGGGCAGAACUGCUGCUCCCGAGUGCUGGGUUUGUCCAGCAGGUGAGCCACGAGCUGGGAAUGAGACCUGAACGGUUCAGUAGCUGCUCCCUCCUCGGUGUGACCCAGGCCGGGGCAGCCCUCGGCACCAUUGCCACUCAACUCCUGUACAGCGACCACAUCUCGUAGCUAGAGCUGCAAAUCUACAGUAGGACUUCAAUAAUUUGGUACAUCCCCAAAAAGUUGUGCAACUAAUAGCUUGAUUUAAAAGAUAUAAAUUGAUAUAAAUAAUUAUAAAUAAUUCACGGCUUGUAGGAGAUCUUUGUGUUAAAGAGAGCAAGGGUGUGAGUGAGAGACACGUGUGCAGCAGCUGUGCCUGCCGUCGACAGAAGGACCAGCCCCUCCCUGGGUUCACUGCUGGUGUGCUGUGCCAGGGUGUCCAGCCCAGGUGCAGUUUGAUCCCUUGCUACAGCUCUGAACACCUGCCACGGCCCACGGACGGGUUUGCUCCAUCGCAUCUGUAAGUCAGACCCUUCUCUGUGUUCUGUGUUAAAGUACUGUCGGAAUUGUGGAGAUGAUUCCAUGGCUCUGCAGUGUGGGAAUGAAGGGGAUUGCUCCUCUAAGGGCUCCUGGGGACACAGGCUGUAGGCCCUGACGAGGGGGACUGAACUCAGCCCUGUGCUCAGGUGCUGGGCUGAAGUAACGGGGCAGGUUUGCUCGUUGCCAGCUCAGUGAAACUCUUAAAUAAAGUUCAACACUUCUACAAUUA
Myiozetetes cayanensis is the source of this 2654-nucleotide messenger RNA. RefSeq names its product golgi membrane protein 2 (gene GOLM2). NCBI's taxonomy places the organism in Eukaryota, Metazoa, Chordata, Aves, Passeriformes, Tyrannidae. The transcript has 10 exons. Bases 207 to 1514 code for a protein of 435 amino acids. The record is from RefSeq and is a predicted model, not a curated record.